Fusarium keratoplasticum is the source of this 1320-nucleotide messenger RNA. RefSeq names its product FAD-binding-3 domain-containing protein. Gene Ontology annotation, molecular function: FAD binding. Lineage: Eukaryota; Fungi; Ascomycota; Sordariomycetes; Hypocreales; Nectriaceae. The transcript has 7 exons. The record is from RefSeq and is a predicted model, not a curated record. Bases 1 to 1320 code for a protein of 439 amino acids.
AUGGCCCCUUUCAAAGUCAUUAUUAUUGGUGCUGGGCUUAGUGGAAGCCUUCUAGCAAACGGGCUCAUUCGCCAUGACAUCGACGUCGCUGUCUAUGAACGACUAGACAGACAUAUCAAGCGCGAAGGAUAUCAGAUCAGAAUGGGAGGAAAUGCACUAGCUGGCUUCCGUGAAUGCCUGGACAAGGACCAAAUCCACAGCAUCGUGUCGAAAUUUGGCAAAUCGGGCGGCAGGAUCUCUUCUGCUCCCGUCAUCUAUGGCAGCAACUUCAAGCCGGUUUUGGACUUCACCAAGUUUCCAGUCUACAGCAAAUCAGCUCCGAUUAACCGUGUCAUUCUCCGGGAUGCACUCGCCGACCCCGUCUAUGCUGCAGGCAAGCUUCAGUACAACAAGGAAUUCGAAAGAUACGAAAUCAUUCAAGAGAAGGGGAGGGAGUUGGUCCGAGUUUGGUUCAAGGAUGGUUCCUCAGACACGGGUGACAUACUGAUUGGAGCUGAUGGAAGUCAUUCCAGAAUCAACAAACAACUCGGCCUAGAUAACAUUCGACCACUCAAAACACACACCAACCUUGUGCUGAAAACUGAUCUGCCGACAUCAAGAUAUCUGAAAAUGACGCCCGAGCUGCAUCAGACGCCCGUUCUAACAUUUGCGGACAACAAGUCCAUGUACUUUUGCGCAUAUCUCCCAGAGCGUAGACCAGACAAGGGAGAACAAUCUAAGCCGGCAGUCGACUUCGAUGACACUCUUUCGUCCUGUAUGUUUGGGCUCUUCGUGCCUACCAGUACUGUUCCCGAAGGCCUGGCUACCAUGCCUGCUGAACAGCAGUGGGAAUUCUGCCGAAGUAGCGUGAAGGAUUGGGCACCGCAAUUUCAUGAGAUCCUAGACCUCAUCAAGGGGACAAGCUUCUACGCAUACACGCCUAGGGUAGGGACAGAGCCAUCAGUCGAUUGGAGAGCCAAGCUCCACGGCUCACAAGACGAAACUCUGGGCCAUCCACGUGUCUGGCUAAUGGGUGACGCUAUCCAUCCAAUGCUUCCUUCACGAGGCAUGGGCGGCAACCAAGCGUUAAGAGAUACAGCGACAAUCCUUCCACUCCUGGUCGGGCUUUCGCGGGAUUCGGAAUCCGGCAAUGCACCUACCACGGAGAAAGUGACAAGACAGCUCCGGUUGUAUGAGACAGAGAUGAUCCCCAGAGCAUUCGGGUGGGUAAAGAAGAGUGGUGGCACAUCUGUCGUGCCCUUCGACACGAACAGGUUUUACUUUGUUGCAUUUGUCCGCAACAACCCCCCAGUUGACGACACGCCGGAGUUUAAGGACUAA